AUGGCUGAAUCGUGUUUCAGGUCCGAAGACGAGCAAAUCCGCUCGCUUUUGGACGACCCAGAAUACCCGUUCGUCAAAACCGAGGACCCAAUUUUCUACAAUCACGAGUACGAGAAGAACCUCCUGAUGUCUUACGACCUGGACCUCGGUGAGUCGUGUGGUUCGGAUUCAGAAGCAGUCAACCACCAAUACAAUUGGUACUCUGAAAAGGAGACGUCUCAUCUAACUUCUGUUCCAGUCAACCUCACUACCAGCGGACCGCUGAUCAAAGUGGAGCCUGCGAACAGCUUGAGCGAUCGCCGCGCUUUAAAGGUUAGCCCUGUUGUCGAUUUUUCGACAUAUCAAUCUUCGAAGCGUGGUCGACCGUCUAAGCAAACCAGCAACUCAAAAAUGGCAAAUUACGCUCGUAACUAUCGCGAAAUGAAGAAAAAUCAGUUAGCAACUGCUGAAGUUCAUUUGAAAGAGCUACAAGAAGAAAUUCGUCUGCUUCGGGAAGAAAAUCGCAGGAUGCAAGUCGCUUUGGAAGACGCUAACACCGAAAUCAGUCAUCUAAGAACCGUCAUCGACGAGGAUUCUUCACUUGCCAAUGUCGUCUCACGCAUGAACGAUCGUUGCUCAUUCCCGAUCUUGCGUUCUUCAACGGCCAGUGUGUGUCUUCAUGUGGGCGAAAAUGGUACGACCGUCGAGGUGUGCAAAACCUGCGCCGAUAAUUCGAAGAUGCACCUUCAACAAAAGUACAAGCUCGAUUCCAUUAAAAUUGAUCCAGAUUUGGAACUUUUCAAUGGAGAUUUUUCCUCUAUUGAACAGUUCAUUAGUUAA
This is a messenger RNA of Caenorhabditis auriculariae, 819 nucleotides long. Lineage: Eukaryota; Metazoa; Nematoda; Chromadorea; Rhabditida; Rhabditidae. The record is from the annotation of a GenBank genome assembly.